Messenger RNA from Harmonia axyridis, 762 nucleotides. RefSeq names its product craniofacial development protein 2-like. NCBI's taxonomy places the organism in Eukaryota, Metazoa, Arthropoda, Insecta, Coleoptera, Coccinellidae. The record is from RefSeq and is a predicted model, not a curated record. Gene Ontology annotation, biological process: chromatin remodeling. The transcript has a single exon. Gene Ontology annotation, cellular component: nucleus. Bases 1 to 762 code for a protein of 253 amino acids.
AUGAUUCGGAGAUUCGGCAAAAAAUUGGUAUCGAGGAAAGCAUCAUCAAAGACUUGGAAACUGUACCUGGCAACAUAUAAUGUAAGAUCAUUACACUCAGAAGAACGAUUGAUUGAACUAGAACAAAUUAAAUGGGAUGUCGUCGGUCUCGGUGAAGUUAGAAGACGGGGAGAGCAGCUCUGUAAACUAAAAUCAGGCCACAUUUUCUACCAUGCUGGAAACGAGAACUCUUCGAUCGGGGGCACUGGUUUUCUAAUUCACAAGCGUCAUGAUCCGAGCAUCGUGUCCAUCAAGAAAAUUUCCCCUAGAGUAAUUUAUGUGAUACUCAGAUUGAACAAGCGAUACUGUAUGAAGAUUAUUCAAGUAUACGCACCAACCACCAAUCAGGCCGAUGAGGAAGUGGACCUCUUCUAUGACGAUGUGAGCAAGGCUUGGGAGGAUCAGAGAACCCAUUUCACAUUCUUAUGUGAGGAUUUCAACGCAAAGGUUGGAUUGAAGUCUAGCGACUUGGAGACUGCUCUUGGAAGUUUCGGUUCGGAGGGCAGGAAUGAUCGCGGCGAGAUGCUUCUCGGAUUCCUCUUACAAAACAACUUAUUUCUCAUGAAUAGUUUUUUCUACAAUAAACUUAAUCGAAGGUGGACCUGGAAGGGCCCAUAUAGUCGAACAAAAAAUGAGAUCGACUUCAUAAUAGCUGAUAACAGAAAUACGGUCAAAGAUGUAUCAGUAUUAAAUAGGUUUCCACAAGUAGCGACCAUCGUAUAG